AUGCUUUUGCAAACGGUGUGCCGGUGCCACCAUCCUCCGCCAUUAAAGCCCCAGUACUGUCCUUUUUCUAACUCCCUACUCUUAAAACCCACCUCAAUUUCCCAUUCAACUUCAACGAUUUCAAUUAACCAUUUCAUCUUCAACCUACCCCCUGCUUCCAAGUUCAAGCACCAAUAUGGGUCUCUCACCAUACUCAAACCCUUCCGAUGCCGGAAUCCUAUGUGUAAUUCUGGUGAAAACCGCCAUGUCGAUAUCUUUCAUGAAGGAGAUCCUUCGUUCCAUCCUUAAUCUCGUCGGAAUCCAUUUCCCGGGGUGGGAGGAUGUUUCCGAUCAAAGCUUCACAGAGUCACCGGAAUGCCGUGGAACACCAUCAACGAGUUACAUGGAGGAGUUCAGAAGCCGGACACCAACACUCCGGUACGACUCCCUCCUCUCUUCUCCCCUCACCAGACAAGAAUGCUCCGUCUGCUUGAUUGAAUUCAAACCAGACGCAGAGAUAAACCACCUCUCCUGUGGACACGUUUUCCAUAAAUCAUGUCUCGAGAAAUGGUUAAAAUACUGGAACACCACUUGUCCUCUGUGUCGAAACCACAUGAUGGCGCCUUUAGAAUCCGAAGAAAACACCUGUCCGAUGUGAUCGUGAUAUCGUGAUCGAGUUUAGAUUUGUUAGGAGUAUAGUCA
Messenger RNA from Lactuca virosa, 681 nucleotides. NCBI's taxonomy places the organism in Eukaryota, Viridiplantae, Streptophyta, Magnoliopsida, Asterales, Asteraceae. The record is from the annotation of a GenBank genome assembly.